This is a messenger RNA of Zygosaccharomyces rouxii, 729 nucleotides long. RefSeq lists its product as uncharacterized. The record is from RefSeq and is a predicted model, not a curated record. NCBI's taxonomy places the organism in Eukaryota, Fungi, Ascomycota, Saccharomycetes, Saccharomycetales, Saccharomycetaceae. Bases 1 to 729 code for a protein of 242 amino acids. The transcript has a single exon.
AUGAUCAUCGACACGAAUCAAUACAGCAGUGAACAGCUACCAAAGAGUGGUGAAGAAUUAUGGGCAGCUGCAGAUGCCAUUUCAAAAGAGGUUAAUCGUAGUUGGAAAAAGGGUAAACUUUACAAGUUUAACAAAGGAAUUGAAGUUCAAACCUACAGUACAACGAAGAAGGGUGAACAAUGGCUAUGUCGUGUUUCCAAGCAUAACUUAACCAAACAGCAAUAUUCUAAGGUUUUAUACGCCUUAUUAGGUGUAGAAGAAGGUCCUGAUGGUAAAUGGAUUAUGCCUGAAAGAUCCAGGCGUAGUAUUAUUGAAGCUCAAUACAUCGACGUUCUGAAAAGGGUUAACAUCGAAGAAGAAGUUAACGGAUGGGUUAGAAUUAAUUCUCAGUAUGAAUUAGGUGGUCCAUUAGCCGCAAGGGACUUUAAUCAAUGGGUGUACCCAAUGGAACCAUUUAAGGAUGCCAAUGGUAUUGAAGCAUCCCUUGUAGUUUCAUUAAGGGCUGAUAAUGAUAUUAAACCCGAAGCCAAGGCAAAAGGUCAUGUUCCAGCAUGGUACGUCAGUGUAGAAAGGUUAGAAUACAACUAUUCUACCUCUGAAUUUACCUGGUUGAAUUGUUCGGCAAGCGAUGCCGGUGGUAACAUUCCUAAAUGGUUACAAAGUGCUACCAUUGCAAAGACUGUCGCUCAAGAUGUUCCAAACUUAUUUGAUUACUUAGGCAUGAAUUAA